UACAAAAAAUGACAAAGGACAAUCUCAAUUGUUUAAUUGCGGUUUUCAAGUGCGGUAAAGUGUGAGUAGGAUGAACAAUUUACGUUGAUCUUUUGUUGACGCUCGUGCACAUAUAUAUUUGCGAGCAUCGUUUGUCCUUAUUUAACAUUUAUUAGAUAAACAAAGAAUGAAAUGAAAGAGCAUCGCGAGUAAUUGCGAGCGUCAAUUCGUCAAGUGGUGGAGCAUGCAGUCUCUACUUUCGUUUUUUAUAUUUAGGCUUCUCGCUCUCUUUAUCUUCAAGGCCUACUUAUACAUUUAGAGAGUGCAAGUAAAAGCAGGUAAAAGAAACUUAUAAGAAUGAGUCUACUGUCUAGUCCAGCGACUCUCGUAGUUCGUAGUGUCGACUGUCGUAAUUGCGAAGUGAGGAAACACAUAACACACGUUCUCUUUUAGAGUAUCAGAGCAGAGCAAAUCAAUCAGGGUGUUCCGAAAUUCAUUGAAAGAUAACGUGGAAAUUAAUCCGUUGACGGCAGUUGACGGAACGUACGUCGGUCGUCGGGCACGAAAGCGAAACCACACGAAACGAAUGGACACGAAUUGGCACGAAUACGUGCCGCUUCCGAGAUGCGAUUCAUGCAACAGCUCGUAUCGUAUUUUUACCGUGCGUACAGGUGUUGCGCGACGCGAACGCGAAUGACGCGAUGCAGUUGUACUCGUUCUCGUUCGUGAACGGCCUGAUAGAGUGGCGGAGGCGGACUACGUGAAUUCGGUGAAUUCUGAUCAAUUCUAAAAUCUAACCUCGGUCGAACUCGCGUAUCCUUGACGUGACGACAGUGCAGUAGCUGACAGGUAUCAGCUGUUCCAGUAAAUAAACCGCGCGUCGACGAUGGACGACGUGGAGGAUACCGCGCGAGACGACCCGGGCCGGGCCGGGCCGUCCGACGAGGACGUGGAGGACGUCAGCGAGUCGGACGACGGCAGCGAGUAUUCGUCGCGUAGCGAGGGUGAAUUCAACUGGUACGUUAUGUCGGACUCGAUUCUCCUGAGCAUCUUCCAGUACCUGACGCCGAGGGAAUUGCUGACCGCGGGCGAGGUGUGCCAAUCGUGGUUCAGAGUGUCGCGCGAUGAGUUCCUCUGGAAGUAUUUAUUUUAUCGCACGUACAAGAUAGAUCCGGACGUCGGCAUUGUGCCAGGAAAAACCUCCUGGUUGGGCGAAUUCAAACGCUUGACAUAUCACACUCCAUUGAUAGAAACUGAAGUUCUUAAAGAACAUUCACAUCAGGUCUUACACGUGAGCUUUUCUCAUAAUGGCAAAAUGUUUGCAACCUGUUCAAAAGAUGGAUAUAUUCUUGUAUGGCAAAGUCAGUAUCCUGUUACCAUAAAAUAUUGGCAUGAUAUGAAGACGUUUAGUUGGAAAUAUACACAAUUUUCCCAGUUUAAUUGUACAGAUACGUUACUUCUUGUGUCUGGUGUCCAUUUUGGUACACCCCAUAGUACUUCGGGUGAAAUAGCAGUAUUCAGAGUAGCACCUGGAUUUGAUCUCCAGUGUAGAGUAGUGAAUAAGCCGUAUGACAUAUUUGGUACAUGGUACAGUGAACGUUACCUUUUAAGUGGAAAUCUACAUUGGUUGGCACAUUUGGUUAGUACUAGCGUAGUUUGGCUCAAUAAGGCAAACCAGGAAUCAGCUAGCGAACAUGUGCCUAUUAUGACGCAACUCUUUAGGUUCUAUAACGGAAAUGCUUCCUCGAUUAGAGCGAUUAUGGUUGCAAAUUGUUUAGCACCUGCUCCAGCUGAAUCUACAGAACAACAGAGCCAACCAUCUUCCUCAAAUACAAAGGAAGAAAAAGGAAAUCCACCAAGUCACAAGGAUUUGUUGUCUCCUUCAGGCGAAUCUAACAGCUCGCAAAGUCAAGAAGAACCAAUAUACUACAUUUCAUCAUCAAGAAUACAAUAUAGUAAAUUAGAAGGUGCAUUUUCGAAUUGGAAGAAACUUGGUGAUGGUUUCGAAUAUGCUAGUCCUAUACAAUACAAUCAGGAAUAUAGGCAGGUUGAGAUGCAGAAGAAGGCACACGAAAGCGAUAGCGAAAGUGAGAAUCCGCAAUGGGAGGAGGAGGAGAGCGAGUCUGGAGAAUCUUCAAUAACCGAGGAAUGUGAUACAGACGAGUUAGCCAAUAAUCCCGAAAAACUUCUUAUCUUUACAACUGGCUCGAAAACAUAUACUCCGCAUAAAGUUGGUUUUAAGAGGAUCAAAUUAGUUACUUUCCCACGAAGAUUGGAUCCGGGACCAUCACUGCGCGAGAGAAUAGCUCAACAAAAGAGGGAACGAGAGAGACAAAAUACUCCGUCAGUAGAAGAUUGGUUAAAUUAUGAAUCUGUGGCGGAUAAAUUCGAUAAAAUAGAUCAUUUAAUUGAUCUUCAUGGUCACAUUAUUGGAAUGGGACUUUCCCCCGAUCAUAGAUAUCUUUAUGUAAAUUCGAGGCCGUGGCCGAAAGGUUACGUUAUUACCAAUCCUUUACAACCACCGCCGAUAGCUCAAGAAAUUGAUAUCCAUGUAAUCGACUUGGUAACACUGAAGCAAGUUGGUACAAUGUUAAGGGCACACAAAGCAUACACGCCUAAUAACGAAUGUUUCUUUAUAUUUCUGGAUGUAUGUAAUGAAUACGUAGCAAGUGGUGCGGAAGAUAAACACGGUUACUUAUGGGAUAGACAUUAUGGAAUCUGUUUAGCAAAAUUUCCCCAUAGUGAUGUAGUCAAUUCAGUGGCUUUUAAUCCACGCGAUCCUGAGAUGUUAGUUACAACCAGUGAUGACUAUACAGUUAAAAUAUGGCGAAGUCGGGCUAUGGUAAAGGCUUUAGAUUUAGAUGAAAAGUCUUAUUGUAGGGGGAUGGAAGUGCGAAAGAGACAUAAAUAUCAGAAAUGCGGCACUAAUGUUGACUGAUUAAAAACUAUUAAAUUUCUAAUUUAAACAUUUAUUUUUACAAGAUCUUAGAGAUAUAUUUUACAUUUAAGUUUUAGUGUAUACUAUACAAAAUCGUCCAGAAUACUAUUAUUGCAUAAAAACACAAAUAUGAUAAGAAUAUAUUUUUUGAUUA
Trachymyrmex cornetzi is the source of this 3071-nucleotide messenger RNA. RefSeq names its product F-box and WD repeat domain containing 5 (gene Fbw5). Gene Ontology annotation, molecular function: protein binding. Bases 866 to 2917 code for a protein of 683 amino acids. The transcript is spliced from 10 exons. Gene Ontology annotation, biological process: protein ubiquitination. Lineage: Eukaryota; Metazoa; Arthropoda; Insecta; Hymenoptera; Formicidae. The record is from RefSeq and is a predicted model, not a curated record. Gene Ontology annotation, cellular component: SCF ubiquitin ligase complex; Cul4-RING E3 ubiquitin ligase complex.